AUGUCUGCCCUCAUCGAUAAGCACAACAAGGAAAUGCGCGCCAAAGAUAGAUCGAUGGAAGAGCUCCGUACGCAGCUACUUCAGCAGGCUCGGUCGGGCAACUUUGAAGCUGGGACCGACAACUUCUGGAAAAGUCUAGUGGAGAAGAAUGCGCAAUUGGAAGUGGACCUCACUUGCUACAUGACGGAGCUCCAGUUUAUGCGAGAGGUGACUAUCAAAAAAGAAAGGUCCACCUAUGCCGAUUUCCUCUGCAGAGUGGUUGAAUUUCAGAUCGAGUGUAGGACUUUGAGGCGCCAACACGCCAUCGACAGGCAGGAGCUUAAGUUCCAAUUGGCGAGAGAGCAAUCCGCGAGGGCCAAGGAUCAAGUGGAUACGGAUGCCAUCAUCUCUUCCAAGGACUGGCAGAUUAACCAGCUAGAAAUUGAUGCAGCCAUCGGGGAAACUGAGGGCACCUCGGGGAAAGCGACGUUGUCUGAGCAUUGGAAGAAGGCUCUUGAUGAUUCUCAAAGCAGACUAGCCGCAUUCAAGGCCGAUCGGGACCGCACAGUCGGCAAGCUGGCCGCUGCUAAGAAAGAGACUGAAUGGGUCAUAAUUAAGAACAACGAGGAGAGGAUGAAGCUUGUUAAUCAGCAUCACGAAUUGGUUCGCAAGUUUGCUGAAAGCGAAAGGGUGCGCACUUUGUUGGCGGGUAUAACGAAGGAGUUAACAAAGGAUUUGAAGAGCACUAGGGUUCACUGUGCUGGUCUUGUAAACGCCAGAGAUGAGUAG
Aplosporella prunicola CBS 121167 is the source of this 768-nucleotide messenger RNA. RefSeq lists its product as uncharacterized. The record is from RefSeq and is a predicted model, not a curated record. The transcript has a single exon. NCBI's taxonomy places the organism in Eukaryota, Fungi, Ascomycota, Dothideomycetes, Botryosphaeriales, Aplosporellaceae. The coding region runs from base 1 to 768 and encodes 255 amino acids.